Eucalyptus grandis is the source of this 3195-nucleotide messenger RNA. Its product is annotated as MDIS1-interacting receptor like kinase 2. NCBI's taxonomy places the organism in Eukaryota, Viridiplantae, Streptophyta, Magnoliopsida, Myrtales, Myrtaceae. Gene Ontology annotation, molecular function: protein binding; ATP binding; protein kinase activity. The record is from RefSeq and is a predicted model, not a curated record. Gene Ontology annotation, biological process: protein phosphorylation.
AUGACAAAAUCAACUCCAACCAGCCCUCUCUCCCUCUGCCUCUUCCUCUGUCUCAUCUUCUCGCUUCCAUUUCAGGCCUCACCAUCACCGACCACAGAGGCGCAAGCUCUUGUCAAAUGGAAGAACUCUCUCUCUCCUCCUCCUCCACCACCUUCUCUGAGCUCAUGGUCACUCACCAACAUCACCCAUCGCUGCAACUGGACUGGCAUUGCCUGCAACGAUGGCGGGUUGGUCUCAGAGAUCAUCCUCUCCAGCAUAAGCCUCAACGGCACGCUCAGUGCGCUCGACGUCGCUUCAUUUCCAAACCUGACCUGCUUCAACGUCAGCGACAACAAUCUCAUCGGCCCAAUACCGUCCUCAAUCGGCAAUCUAUCCCAGCUCAGGUUCUUGGACCUGGCAGGCAAUUUCUUCGAAGGGGCGAUUCCUCGCUCCAUUGGACAAUUGAGAAAGCUUGAAAAGCUUGAUUUGAGUCUAAAUGAGUUGACCUCUUCGAUCCCUUCGGAGCUUGGGCUCUGUGCUAACCUCACCUACUUAGCCCUUGCCCAGAAUUCAAUCUCUGGGGGCUGCCAUCUCACUGUCCAAUCUGGUCAGAUUUGGGAGCUUGAAGAAUUUGUUCCAGUUAUACCUUCUUCAAAUGGACCGAACAAUUUUCUCUCUGGGCAAAUUCCGCCCGAAAUCGGAAGUCUAACCAAGCUCAGAUAUCUCUACUUGGGCAACAAUUCGCUCUCCGGCCCCAUCACUACGGGGAUUGGGAGGCUCAAGAAUUUGCUCCAAUUAGACCUCUCAAGUAACAAUCUCUCCGGGCAAAUUCUGCCAGAAAUCGGAAGCCUAACCAAACUCAAUUACCUCUACUUGGACCACAAUUCACUCUCCGGCUUGAUCCCUAUUGGGAUUGGGAGCCUCAAGAAUUUGCUCCAGUUAGACCUCUCAAUAAACAAUCUCUCCGGGCAAAUUCCUCCGGAGGUCGGGAAUCUCACAUCAGUGACCAAUCUCCGCCUCAAUGAGAACCAGCUUUAUGGGGAGGUCCCCGAGACCAUCACUCGCCUUGCUAACUUGCAGUCGAUCUCUUUGUUCACGAACAAUUUCUUGGGAAGCAUACCACGCGAUUUUGGCAAGUACAGUCCUUCUCUGAGCAUAGUUAGCUUUUCUGACAACAGCUUCACCGGAGAACUGCCGCCAAAUUUAUGCAGUGGGUUUGCUCUUCAAUAUCUCACGGUCAAUGGGAAUAACUUCACCGGGCUGCUGCCCGACUGCUUAAAGAAUUGUUCGGGGCUAAGGAGAGUCCGUCUAGAGAGCAAUCAGUUCACUGCAGAUAUCACGAGUGCGUUUGGAGUUUAUCCGAAUCUGGUCUUUAUAACACUCAGCAACAACCGAUUUGUUGGGAAUCUCUCGGCACAAUGGGGAUGCACAAAUCUCACAAAUUUGCAGAUAGAUGGUAACAAAAUCUCCGGCAGCAUCCCCCAGAGCUUGAAAUUGUCUCAGUUGUGUGGCCUGACUUUGUACAACAAUGAAUUGACUGGGAAAAUUCCCGCCGAGAUGGGAAAUCUAGGGGAGUUGCUUAAUCUGAACUUGAGCAACAACCAUUUGGUCGGAGAGAUUCCCAUCUCAUUAGGAAAUUUAUUGAAGCUAAAUUAUCUUGAUUUGUCGAAGAAUGCAAUGAGCGGUAGCAUACCGAACGAGCUAGCAAAUUGCGAGAAUUUACUAAGCUUGAACUUGAGCAACAACAAUCUAUCAGGUGUCAUACCGUCGAAGCUCAGGAACUUGCUCGCACUACAGAUUCUCCUAGACUUGAGCCACAAUUCACUAGCGGGAUCAAUUCCGUCCAAUUUAGCGAAGCUUACCAAACUGGAAAAUCUCAAUCUUUCCCAUAACAAUUUAUCGGGUACAAUCCCAGCUGCUCUCACCAGCUUGGUGAGUUUAAGCUCAAUCGACUUAUUGUACAACGAGCUGACGGGUGCGGUUCCUAGUGGUCGCCUGUUCCAACAAGCACCGGGAAGUGCUUUUAUUGGGAAUUUGGGCUUGUGUGGAAACGUGACGGGAUUAUCUCCUUGUGGGACGAGCAGUAAAUCGACGAACCAUAGGGAAAAAGUUAUAGUUGGUGUAAGUGUUGGUGUUUGCUGCUUACUACUUCUAGCGACUCUAAUUACAGUGAUUUUGGCACUUCAGCGGCGGAAAAAGCUUCUCAACGAAGAGGAAGAGAUCAAGCAUCUUAAAGAGCACGAGAAAAUUGAGCAGAUCAUAUGGGAAAGGUUAGGGAAGUUCACAUUUAGCGACAUCGCCAAGGCCACCAAUGAUUUCAGCGAAGAGUGCUGCAUUGGAAAAGGCGGGUUUGGGAGCGUUUACAAGGCCGUAUUGGUAAUUGUUGCCGUCAAAAAGCUCAACACAUUAGAAUCCGGUAACAUACCAGCAGUCAACCGCCAGAGUUUUGAGAACGAAAUUCGCGUGUUGACUGAGGUCCGGCACCGCAAUGUGAUCAAGCUCCACGGUUUCUGUUUUAAGAGCGGUUGCAUUUACUUGGUCUAUGAGUUUGUCGAGAGAGGCAAUUUGGCAAAGGUCUUGUAUGGAGGAACAGGAGCAGCUGAAUUGGAUUGGGGUGCAAGGGUGAAGAUUGUUCAAGGCGUGGCUCACGCAAUCACCUACUUGCAUCACAAUUGCUCACCGCCUAUCGUCCAUCGAGACAUAACGUUGAACAACAUCUUGCUUGAGUCGGACCUCGAGCCUCGGCUCUCAGAUUUUGGGAUAGCGAGACUCUUGAAUUCAGGCUCGUCGAAUUGGACCAUAGUGGCCGGAUCUUAUGGCUACAUGGCUCCUGAAAUAGCAAUUACGAUGCGGGUAACGAACAAAUGCGAUGUGUAUAGCUUUGGCGUAGUGGCGCUAGAGAUUAUGAUGGGGAAGCAUCCAGGGGAUCUUCUCUCUUCUUUAUCAAUGACAAAAAAGUCGACAAUCUCAAAGGACCCAAAUUUGCUGUUGAAGGAUGUGCUCGAUCCGCGUCUUCCUCCUCCAACUGGCCAACGAGCCGAGAAAGUGGUAUUCAUCAUCAUGGCGGCACUGGCAUGCACGCGCACGAGCCCCGAUUCACGACCCACCAUGCAUUUCGUGGCGAGAGAAUUAUCUGCACGUGCUCAAACUUACUUUGAGCCGUUAGGCUCCAUAACUAUAAGCAAAGCUAUCGAAUCUUCAGGAGCAAAAUUUUAA